AAACCAAAAUGACAAGUGUUCAAUUUUAUUGCCAAUACUGUACAGUGUCGCUUCUUGGGAAGAAGUAUGUACUGAAGGAUGACAAUCCAUACUGUGUUUCCUGUUAUGAUCAUAUCUUUUCUAACUAUUGUGAGGAGUGCAAAGAACCAAUUGAGUCAGAUUCCAAGGAUCUCUGUUACAAAGACCGGCACUGGCACGAAGGAUGCUUCAAGUGCACCAAAUGCAAUCACUCUUUGGUGGAAAAGCCCUUUGCCGCCAAGGACGAGCGCUUGCUGUGCACGGACUGCUACUCUAACGAGUGCUCCUCCAGGUGCUUCCACUGCAAGAAGACCAUCAUGCCCGGUUCCCGCAAAAUGGAAUUUAAGGGCAACUACUGGCAUGAAACCUGCUUUGUGUGCGAGCAUUGCCGACAACCAAUAGGAACAAAGCCUUUGAUCUCCAAAGAGAGUGGCAAUUAUUGUGUGCUGUGUUUUGAGAAGCAGUUUGCUCACUACUGCAACUUUUGUAAGAAGGUGAUAACUUCAGGUGGGGUAACAUUUCAUGACCAGCUAUGGCAUAAAGAGUGUUUUCUGUGUAGUGGCUGUAGGAAAGAGCUCUGUGAAGAAGAGUUUAUGUCCAGAGAUGACUAUCCAUUCUGCUUGGACUGCUACCACCAUCUUUUUGCCAAAAAGUGUGCAGCCUGUUCCAAAUCUAUCACUGGUCUCAGAGGUGCCAAGUUUAUCUGCUUUCAAGACCGCCAGUGGCAUAGUGAAUGCUUUAACUGUGGGAAGUGCUCUGUCUCCUUGGUGGGCAAAGGCUUCCUGACCCAGAACAAUGAAAUCUUCUGCCGCAAAUGUGGCUCCGAGGCGGCCACUGACAUCUAGAAGGAGACGGUGUUUCUUCACCUGUAAUCCACUUGGCCUUUAUUGUCACUAAAUCUAGAAC
Lemur catta (Ring-tailed lemur) is the source of this 924-nucleotide messenger RNA. RefSeq names its product four and a half LIM domains 5 (gene FHL5). Gene Ontology annotation, biological process: positive regulation of transcription by RNA polymerase II. Gene Ontology annotation, molecular function: transcription coactivator activity. Gene Ontology annotation, cellular component: Z disc; nucleus. NCBI's taxonomy places the organism in Eukaryota, Metazoa, Chordata, Mammalia, Primates, Lemuridae. The transcript is spliced from 5 exons. The record is from RefSeq and is a predicted model, not a curated record. The coding region runs from base 9 to 863 and encodes 284 amino acids.